Molecule: messenger RNA, 813 nt
Organism: Centruroides sculpturatus (bark scorpion)
Lineage: Eukaryota; Metazoa; Arthropoda; Arachnida; Scorpiones; Buthidae
Exons: 2
Coding region: 394-660 (88 amino acids)
Molecular function (GO): protein binding
Source: RefSeq, a predicted model, not a curated record
ACGAACCCUCAUUAUAUGAACCCGCGUUAUAGGGGGGUUGACUGUAUAUUAACAAGAAACGAUGAAACAUUAAUAUAUAAUUAUAUUUGCAUGCAGUUAUUCAUUCACUUAUAACUCCUAAAAAAUGUUACUGAGAAAAUCAUAUGUGGUCUUAAACUUUUUUCUUGCUCUGUAUAUUUAAUGUGCAUAAUAAACAAUUAGUUUCAUUUUAUAAUAGAAAACAUAAUUUGUUGUAAACAAUUAGUUUGAAGAAUAUUCAUUACUAUAAUCCAUAUUUCUUUAAAAUUGCAGAUAGUACCUUAAAAAAAAAAAAAAAAGGUAAACAUUUUUGAAUUUAAAUUAAAAUCUAAAUUUUUAUAAUGUUAGGUUAUAAGAGAAGGAAAUGAAUGGAAAAUGAUUGGAAAGGCGAAAGAAGAAAUAAUUAAUGAUUGGGAAAAUGCACCACGCUAUGAAAUAGUUUCAUUAAAUGCAAACUCCUAUUACAAAGUUGAAGUUAGAGCUCAUAAUCAAAUAGGUUUUAGUCAAGAUGCUACAAUGAUUUUUCAAACAGCAGCAGAUCCCAGCAAAGGGGCACAAGGCUUCCCAUUCAGCUCUUCGGGUACAUUACGUUGCCUUUCCAAUAUCACUCCUGCUAAAUUAAAUAAUCCUGCAUGUUACUGAGUAGUAAAGAUUUAUUUAAGUCUUUACUAUAUGCACAACCUUGCACAUAUUUUUUUAUUAAUGCUAGGCAUGCUUAUACCAAUUGCAUGUACUAAUUUACUAAUAAUAUAACCCUAAUAACUUUGCAUGUUUAAUUUUCAUCUUUAGUAAUCA